This is a messenger RNA of Monodelphis domestica (gray short-tailed opossum), 3806 nucleotides long. It is a transcript of the gene TDRP, whose product is annotated as testis development related protein. NCBI's taxonomy places the organism in Eukaryota, Metazoa, Chordata, Mammalia, Didelphimorphia, Didelphidae. The record is from RefSeq and is a predicted model, not a curated record. Gene Ontology annotation, biological process: spermatogenesis. Gene Ontology annotation, cellular component: cytosol; nucleus.
GCGAACAGCUCGUCCUCUUAGUGGCCAGCGACUGUGCCUCUUCUCCGCACUCCGGUCGGGGCACCGGUUGCCGUGGUAACCGGAAAGCCUGUCUUUCCUUGGGAAGCGGCUCCUUUUCUCCCCCGCCCCCUUCUUCCUCCCUCCUCCCCUCCCCUCCCCUCUCCGGCACCGGGCGCGCUGCAGUUCGCCCGAAACUAACAUGGCCGAGCCCCCCGGCCGGCGGCAGCGGCUCCAACGGCUCUGGCUUUUGCUCCAGCUCCGGGCUCUGGCCGGGGGUGGGGGCCCCUCACUGAAAUCAUAAACCUGAAAAUUUUUUAUACGUCCUCAGUCACCUGGACCGAAAUCCAGCAAGUUUUUUUUUUUUUUUAAGGGUGGGGGUGGGGAAGAGAACGCCCCCAACCCAACCCUCCUGUAGCAUGUGGAAACUGAACAAGAGCAAAGUGCUUCUGGAUGAUUCUCCCGAGGAAGAGGAGACCAGGGGCGAGGGGAAAACGCUGCCGACGCCGCCGCUGCCGCCUCCAGCCGCCUCGGCCACCGCCUCCUCUCAGAACAAGGACCAGUUACUUCAGGAUGAAAUUACCUCCUCAGUGUCUCAACUUGCCACAAAGGUUCAGGGAGCCAGUUUCAGAGGUUGGAAAGAAGUAACCUCAAUGUUUAAUAAAGAUGAUGAACAGCAGCUUCUAGAAAAAUGCAAAUCUCCAAAGUUUAAAGGAACUAAUUUAAGAAUAAAAGAAGAUGUGAAGACCGAAAAGAAAUCUGGAUUUUGGGACAGUUUGGUGUUAAAACAGAAUGUGCAGUCUAAGAAACCAGAUGAGAUUGAAGGAUGGGAGCCACCUCAGAUUACUCUUGAAGAUCCAGUCACUGAUCUAGGAGACUCUUCUAGGGACCAUCUCUCCUGGCCAGGUUGGGAAGAUGAGACUAAGGGUUCUACUAAAUACACCAACCUGACCAGCUCAGGAAACAGUUCUAGGUGGAGUAUUAAAUCAGCUGGAAAAUUGGUUAGCAUUAGACGGCAAAGCAAAGGUAAUCUUACUGAUAACUGGGAAGAAUUAGAAUGAUAGUGGCAAUUUGAAAUACUUCUUAAAUGAAAAUGUUCCUCAAUGUCCAUAUGUAGUCAAACCAAAAUUUGCUCAAUAUUGCACCUGUUUGCUUAGUUUUGUUCAGAUUCUUAUUUUAGUAAUUAUAUCAACAGAUGAGUUGUCUGUUUCCUUCAUUUAAAAAGAAUAGAAAACCUCUUUUGUGCCUAUUUUUCACAUUUGGAUUUUUUCAGUCUGUCAGAUUGUUGAGAAUACCAAAAAUACUGUAUUUUCUUGAUGAAUGUAUAAACUGGUUUUGAAUUUGACUGCCUUAUCUAGAAACUUCUAGACUCUUAGGAUCCUAAGACUUUUGAAGCUAUAGAUGUUAAUUUUGGAUGACUUCUCUUAAAAAGCCAAUGCUGAUUUGUAAUUUGCCACAAACCUCUUUUCAUGCCAUAGUUAUAAUUCCUAGUUUUUUUAGCCCAAGAAUCUUCCUUCUUUGUUUUUUAAUUAAUCAUUCUAUUUCUGUUUAUAUGUUAUGAAAUAAGGAGACUGUAGCAGUUGUACAAUUCUCUUCCAUUGCCAGAAAUUUGCAACCAGAAGGUCAGUAAGUCUUCCAAAGUUUUAGGCUAAAAGUUAUUUAAUUUAGCAGAAAAUAAAAAAUUUCCAGUAAAAAAUGUCAUUAAAAAAGUUAAAUAGGAAUAUAAAAGUUAGGAUUAGGUGCAAAAUGGCAAGUAAAAAAAAAUUACAGUCAUGCAAUGCCUGUGGAGAAAUAGCUUCUAGUUUGCACAUGAAUAGUAAUGAUUUUGGUUUUGUUUUGGUUUUAUCUUUCUUUCAUUCUCCUUCUGGACUUUUACAUGUUGAUCUUAUUUUUAAAUUAUUUAUUCUACAGAGUCACUGUGCUUUUAUGUUGUCAGGGUAAUAACUAAGGAAUGCUAGAAUGUGUGCUAACUAUUUACAUGUCUUGGUACUCUUAAUUUUAGUUUGGGAAUUAAACUAAUGUACUUAUGUUGAUUUUAGAUUUCAAACUGUAUAUAAAAACUGAAAGUGCCUCUUUUUCUAUUAUAACCACAGAUUUGGGUUUAAUUUUCAAGAUGAUAUUCUUAAUGUAAUGGGUGUUAGUUACAUCUUAUCUUGUAAAAAAAUUGCCUAUUUUUAGCAGAAAAAUAAUUUAUGGCUGAUCCAUUAUUAUCACUAUGAAGUUAUUUCUUAAAGUAAAAAAAAUGUUUAAAAUCUCUACACUUUAUUGUUGUCUUUAACUAUGGGCUCAUGCCAGGUGUCUUUAGCAAUAUGCCACCUUACCGGGGAUGCUUUGAUAACUCUUGUUGAAGAGAAAAAAAAAAAGUCAUAGCUUGUAUUGGUAAAGAAUGGGUUUUUUUUCCUAUUCUUUUUUUUUUUCAGAAGGAGGUAAUUUGCUUCAAAACAAAUGUAAUUUACCAACAUUGUCACAUGACACUCUCCCUGGCCUCUCCAAACCACAUAAUGCAAUUGUACUUCUGUGCAACUCAGUUUAAAUGGAUGUUCCAGUUAACAUCUCCAUGGAAUAUCUGUACAUGCCUGAUAUUAAAACUAUUAAGUAUAUAAAGCAUUUUAAAAAUACAAUGUUUUAGGAAAAAAAAUAUUUUCUUUGACAAGAAUAGUCAGAUGGAUGCUAUAUUUUAAAAAUAUACAUGAAAUAAUUUUAAUUAGGUUUUUUAUUUCAUAAUAUUAUCUAAAGCUUUGUUAAUACUAUGCUACUUAGCCUUGUUGAAGAAAAAAAGUAAUUUGCCUCAGGUAAAUAAUUUGAGUUUUAGUUUUUGUCUCCAGUGUAUUAGCAGCAAUGCUUGCUAAAAUUACAUAAAGAUGCAUUUUGUAAUUCAUACAGCCAUUUAUUUCUUAGUUUAUUAAAAAAAGUUAAAGAUAAGAAGCAGUGUUUUGAUAUGUUUUCAGCUAAUGCUGACAUAAGAUUUUAGAAAUAGAUCAUUUGAAGACCUUAUAACAACUCUUUUCUUGAGGAGAGAGGUCAAGAAAUGCCAUUACCUUUUCCUCUUAUUGGGAGUUCUGUUAUAUACUGUGACCAAUAAGGAUUGCUAUGCCUUGCAUAGUUUAUUGUCAAGUGCCUGUAUUUCACCUUUUAAUGUACUUGUGAUGCACACAGCUGGAGAAAUAACCCUGUAUAAUUAAGAAAAAUUUCCCAUAACCUGAAUUAUUCUGGAGUUUAAACUACAUUUGGAUCAGAAUUUGCUGUAUAACUUAUUGAAUUUUUCUUUCUUACAGAUGAAACAUAUUAAAGUAAAAUAUUAUUGUUGUCUGUCAUAAUUGUAUCUGAUUUUGAGGUAAAAUGAAUAUGUUGUGAUUUUAAUAUAAUUAUUUAUUAUUAUAUUUUAUAGCAUAAUUUCUUUCAAAGAAAAUUUCAUUAAAGUGAGUUUUUCUUUGUUCUUUUCAUAGGCAUUAAAUUCAAUCUCUAUUGAUGCCUUAGUUUGGGUUUUAAAUGUUUAUAUAUUUUGAGUAUGAUCAGGAGUACUGGAUGCAUGCAGUAGAAAUAGUGUUUACUCCUUAAUGCUUUGUUAGAUUUCAGUGAGAAACUGGUCAUGUUUAAUAAAACAUAGCAUUUAGAAUGAAUUUUGAAGUUAUACAAAAAAUAUAAUUCUUUUUUCCCCUUUGCCAAUUUGCAUGAUUAUUGGCUUUUCCUUAAGUUAAUGUGUCAGAUAACUGUAAUUAGUCACAGAGUGACUUGACUUUUUUUUAGCCUCAUUUUCAAAUGCAAAUAAUACUUGUAGAAUUUUCACAUAAAUAAAUAAUUAAUUUAAA